Messenger RNA from Cavia porcellus (domestic guinea pig), 2237 nucleotides. RefSeq names its product testis specific serine kinase 2 (gene Tssk2). Gene Ontology annotation, biological process: protein phosphorylation; intracellular signal transduction. Bases 128 to 1195 code for a protein of 355 amino acids. Gene Ontology annotation, cellular component: cytoplasm. Lineage: Eukaryota; Metazoa; Chordata; Mammalia; Rodentia; Caviidae. The record is from RefSeq and is a predicted model, not a curated record. Gene Ontology annotation, molecular function: ATP binding; protein serine/threonine kinase activity. The transcript has a single exon.
AAGCAUUCCGCUGCCCUAAGACCAGGCCCAGCGUGGCCAGAGAACCCCUCAUAGUGGAAAAAUGACACCUGCUGGCUGGCGUGGGGAGGGGGUGUAGAGGGCGGCGGCGCCAGCCGUUCCUGGCACUAUGGACGAUGCCGCAGUCCUAAAAAAGAAGGGUUACAUUGCGGGAAUCAACCUGGGCAAGGGUUCCUAUGCAAAAGUCAAAUCUGCCUACUCAGAGCGCCUCAAGUUCAAUGUGGCGGUCAAGAUUAUCGACCGCAAGAAAACACCCACUGAUUUUGUGGAGAGAUUCCUUCCUCGGGAGAUGGACAUCUUAGCAACUGUCAACCACCGCUCCAUCAUCAAGACCUAUGAGAUUUUUGAGACUUCUGAUGGACGGAUUUACAUUGUCAUGGAGCUUGGCGUCCAGGGGGACCUCCUUGAAUUCAUAAAAUGUCGAGGAGCCCUGCAUGAGGAUGUGGCACGUAAGAUGUUCCGCCAGCUCGCCUCAGCUGUCAAGUACUGCCAUGACUUAGACAUUGUCCACAGAGACCUUAAGUGUGAGAACCUUCUCCUUGACAAGGACUUCAACAUCAAGUUGUCUGACUUUGGAUUCUCCAAGCGCUGUGUGCGGGAUGCAUGUGGGCGCAUUAUCCUCAGCAAGACCUUUUGUGGCUCAGCAGCAUACGCAGCCCCUGAGGUGCUACAGGGCAUCCCAUACCAGCCCAAGGUGUAUGACAUCUGGAGCCUGGGUGUGAUCCUCUACAUCAUGGUCUGCGGCUGCAUGCCUUAUGAUGACUCCAACAUCAAAAAGAUGCUGCGCACCCAGAAGGAGCACCGGGUAGACUUUCCCCGCUCCAAGAACUUGUCCAGUGAGUGCAAGGACCUCAUCUUUCGCAUCCUGCAACCAGAUGUCAACCGGCGGCUGCACAUUGACGAGAUCCUCAGUCAUUCGUGGCUGCAGCUCCCCAAGCCCAAAGCCAUGUCUUCUGCCUCACUCAAGAGGGAUGGGGAGGGCAAGUAUCGGGCUGAGUAUAAAUUAGACACCAGGCCAGGCUCAAGGCCCGAGUACAAAGCUGACCACAAGCUGGUAGCUGAAACCCAGCACCGGACCAAGAAUGAAGACAGGAUGGAGGAUAGGCUGGCCGAGACCUCCAAAGGUAAAGAGCAUCCCAUCUCCUCCGGAGCUGAGGUGGAAAAGGCGAGCAUCUAGUGAUGGUGAGGGCCUUGGAGUGGGGAAGAACAUGGCAUGUAGUUUGCGCUCACAUAAACAAAGUAGGCAGGUAGGAGCUGAAGAAGGCAUAGGUGCCAGGAACAAGUAAAAUCUGUCAAUCCACUAUUUUGACUAUGUUCUUUUAGCUUUCUUUUAUUUCAUAGCAAAAGUCUUAAUUACUGACCAACAAAUAAACCAUGAAGUGUACAUAAGCAUAGAGAACCCCAAGAGGGGUCUUCUUCUCUAGGAUUCAGCUAAGGCAGGGCCUCCAAUUUAGGAGUCCAAGACCCAGUGCUUAGGCACAGGCAGUCAGUAAGGCUUGUGGCAAGGAGAGGACCUUUGUCAUCAUCCAUUUGCCAGGCCUACUCUUGUCCACCUCUGACCUGCCCGAGAUCCCCAGGCCUCCUGGGCUGCGUGGCUCCACAACUUUUCCUAAUCCCAUGUGGUACCACACACACCCAUUGCUCUCUCACACAGUCCUACCUCAGUGUUCUCAUUCAACUUCCAGAGUCAUUUGAGAUUGGUGACCUUGGUGGCUAAACCUUUACCUUUACCUUUCCCAGGAAUGGCCCAGCUGAGAACAUUCACUAGCACCCACCCUGUGCUGUGGACUUGCAAAUAGCCUUUGGUGAUGGUGUGAUCUAGUCUAUCAUGUUUCCUGUUUGGUCACCAACACUCCCCAAGGCAUACUACUGGUUGCAUUCCUGUGCCAGAUGAAGUGCAGCUCCAGGUCAGUAAGAAGCUGGUGAGAGAGCUGCUCAUAGGCCAGCAGUUCUGCAUGGUUGUGUUCCCCACUCAGAUAGACUCAGCAGAUAAUUUAAAAAAAAAAAACCAACAACAUUCUUUAUAGAAUUAGGAGAAAAAAACAAUCAAAAAUGUUAUAGAAUCAGAAAAGACUCAGAAUAGCCAAAGCAAUUCUGAGCAAAAGGAGCAAUACCAGAGACAUCACAAUACUGUGUUUCAGGUUAUAGUACAAAGCUAUAAUAAUAAAAGCAAUACAGUUAUUGGCACAAAAACAGACACACAGGCCAAUAGAAUACAA